AUGCAUACCAAUCCUGAAAGUCAAGAUGCUAUUAUUAGCAAAGCAAUUGAUAUUACUGAAAUUACAAAUUGUAAUAAGAUUAUUUGGGCUAAUUUUAGUUCUACUUUAGGGGAAAUGAGGGAUGUUCAAGGAGAUGAUGGAAAAUCAUCAAUUUUAUGGGGUUUUUGCCAAAUACUUAACGAAGUAACAACAUCUCCCAUUUUCAAACCUUUCAAAAACCUUAAAAAAUGUUUUGGUGAUGAUGAUGGGAUUCAAGGAUUUCUUGAUUUUGAUGGAAAUCUUUAUUAUUUAAAUUUGAAUUCAAAUCAAGAAGAAAUUAUUGACAGUAAUUUAACCACAAAAUUUAUUGACAUUGCCCAAUUUUGGACAGGUAAAGAUGUAAUAGGAAUCACAGAGGACGGAAAAUUGAUGAAAUGGAAUUUAAGAAAUAAUUCUACUCCUGAAGAGAUAAUAAUACAAUCGGAUGAAGAAGGAGAUGAAGUUAUAGAGAAAUUUUUUAUUAAUGUUGCAUGUGGAGAAAAUCAUUGUUUAGCAUUGACUAGAGAUGGCGAAGUAUUUAGUUGGGGAUCCGGAAGAUAUGGACAAUUAGGUCACGGAAACUUAAAUUCCUUAGAUAAAUCAGAUAAACCAAAGGUCAUAGAAUUUUUACAAGGAUUAAAAAUUACUUCUAUUGCAUGUGGAGCAUGGCAUUCUGCUGUAAUAUCGGAUUCGGGAGAUUUAUAUACAUUCGGUUGGAAUAAUCUAGGAAGAUUAGGAAUUUCACCACCAGGAAAUAAUAACGGAAAUAACGAGAACACCUUAAAUUCUGCUGAACCUUCAUUAGUAGAAUUUCAAGGAGAUUGCGAUGACGAUUUUAUAAAUGUGGUCAAAGUUGCAUGUGGGAGUGCACAUACCGUUGUUCUUACAGAUGACAACAAUCUUUUGACUUGUGGAUGGGGUAAAUAUGGACAACAAGGUCAAGGACCUGAAAAUUUAUCGGAAAAUUAUUCUUUUACUUCUGUAAUUGAAGGGAAAAAGGUUAUAGAUUGUUAUUGUGGACGAUGGAAUACUUUCGCUAUUGUAUUAGAAUAA
Messenger RNA from Diversispora eburnea, 1071 nucleotides. NCBI's taxonomy places the organism in Eukaryota, Fungi, Glomeromycota, Glomeromycetes, Diversisporales, Diversisporaceae. The record is from the annotation of a GenBank genome assembly.